GUUGGUCUUCGACUGCGGUGUGGAAGAGACAGUGAAAGAAAAAUUAGAAGAACGAACGAUGAUCAAAGAUAUUCAUGGAAGAAAAUUGAUGUAACAAACGUGAUUCCUGCAAUAAUUGUGUAAAAUCGAACGAAAAAAACUACAAACUACGAAAAGUUAACUACUACCGAAAAAAUCAUACAACAAAUCACGCCCUAACACAAUGGAGGAAUACGCCCGUGAACCAUGUCCGUAUCGCAUCGUAGACGACUGUGGAGGUGCCUUUGCCAUGGGUUGCAUAGGGGGAGGAGUGUUUCAGGCUAUCAAAGGUUUCCGCAAUGCACCUUCCGGAUUCAGCAGACGAUUGGUCGGUAGUUUGUCAGCCAUCAAAUCCCGCUCACCCGUAAUCGCCGGCAACUUUGCCGUAUGGGGCGGAAUGUUCAGCACAAUCGACUGCACACUGGUUCACUUCCGCAAAAAGGAAGAUCCGUGGAAUUCUAUUAUCAGCGGUGCGGCCACCGGUGGUAUUCUGGCAGCUAGAAACGGUGUCGGCGCGAUGGCCGGUAGCGCCAUUAUCGGUGGAGUGCUGCUCGCUCUUAUCGAGGGUGUCGGUAUCAUGUUCACUCGCCUGUCGGCCGAACAAUUCCGUUCGCAACCGAUCGUCGAGGAUCCUUCGGCCCUGGGAGAUCCAAGUCAAAAUGGGGCCGGUUCUCCAGCGGGUAGCCCUUCCUCAGCGAUGCCGUUCGGUUUCGGUCAGUCCGGGCAAAAUUAUCAGUAAUAAGGAACAUCGUAGGCAUUAGAUGAAACACUCUUUAAAUUUAAAACGAGCGUUUAGAAAAUCGGAUAUUUGAAUGAACGCGAUUAACAAAUCCGGUUAGAAAGAUGCAAUCAGGUGUUAACGGAUAAACAAAAGGCAAUCGUAACUAUUCUGCCCUCCGUUACAGCCUCGAUAUAUAACAUCAAACAAACAACUGAAACCUUUGAUUACUAGCCUCCGAUCGGUUCCAGAGAGCCACUAACUAACCUCCUGUGAUCAUUAGCCUGAAAGUGACUCCCGUUUUUCUUUUCUUUUACAAUUCUCUUGCAGGGAAAGAAAAAGGAAUCGGUUAGGCCAGUUUUGUUAAAGGAUUUUCUUUUCUUCUCCGGUAUAAAGAAUAAGUGUACUGAUGUGCCCGUUUUUGCUUCCGAUGAAUAAAAUUCGUCUUUGCUGACAAGCGUGCGCUCAAGAGUGACUGGAAGGAUCGAACGUGAUGGGUUUGAUUAUUGAAUGUGUAUUUUAGUGUUUAGGGCUCCUAUUAAUUUCUGUGUAAAAUUGAGAACAGGAUAUCACCAGAAUUGGCACCUUCGUGUCUCUUAUCCAGGAACCAAAGGUCGAUGAUAGGUUAAAACAGCAAUCUGUUGAUUCCUCGUUCGAUUCGAGGAGAAACUAAGUUCAAUAGCACCACAAGUUUAUGUAUUUUGAUAUUUAAAUACACCAACUCUAAUACAUCCGUGAUGGUUUGCAGUUCAGCAGCCGGAUUUGCUUUAAACUGGGUGUCUUUUGAAACCAAAUCGUCGCGUAUUAUGUUCAGUUUUCUGUUCAUUUGAAGUCUUGCUUCCUGGUGAAUCACGAUUUGCAGAAGGAUUUUCCUGUUUUGCUGUAUAUAACAAUUGCUGGGAUAAAUAAAACAGUUGAUUUCGAAA
Messenger RNA from Uranotaenia lowii, 1662 nucleotides. Its product is annotated as mitochondrial import inner membrane translocase subunit Tim17-B-like. Gene Ontology annotation, cellular component: mitochondrial inner membrane; TIM23 mitochondrial import inner membrane translocase complex. The coding region runs from base 203 to 757 and encodes 184 amino acids. The transcript is spliced from 3 exons. Gene Ontology annotation, molecular function: transmembrane protein transporter activity. Gene Ontology annotation, biological process: protein import into mitochondrial matrix. The record is from RefSeq and is a predicted model, not a curated record. Lineage: Eukaryota; Metazoa; Arthropoda; Insecta; Diptera; Culicidae.